Messenger RNA from Sphaeramia orbicularis (orbiculate cardinalfish), 619 nucleotides. Its product is annotated as TMF-regulated nuclear protein 1-like. The transcript has 3 exons. The record is from RefSeq and is a predicted model, not a curated record. Lineage: Eukaryota; Metazoa; Chordata; Actinopteri; Kurtiformes; Apogonidae. The coding region runs from base 1 to 579 and encodes 192 amino acids.
AUGAACUGGAUCUGUCCUCAUGCCACUCCCCUCGGACACCUCUGCUCCAGUCCUGCUGAGUCGCUUUUUCUUCCUCGACUCUCGAACUUUGUGAAACCCGGGCAGACUUUCCGGUUGACACACUGGAGUCAUCUGCCACCCUGGCCCCACAGCGGGACGGCCCCAUCUCCCUCACCUCCCUCACCCACUCCGCCACCAUCUCCUCCGCUCUCCCCCUCCUCCCUCCCCUCCCCCGGUACCGGCCCUGCCCCCCCAUUUGCCCCUUCCAGCGUUCGCCGAGCGGUAGAGGAUGGCGAGGGAAAAGAUGAGGAGGGGGCCCACGGCGGUCAGGCCUCGGCGGACUCUUUCUGCAGGGUGAUGGGUCUCCUUGGGAUGGGACAACGGCUCUUCGUGCCCAGGCUGCUGGCGACGUCUAAAGAGGACCUUUUGCAGGCGGAUUUUGAAGGAGCUCUCAAGUUCUUCAGGGUCCAGCUUCCUAAACGCUACAGAGCUGCAGAAAACGCCCGAAGGCUUAUGGAACAGGCCUGCAACAUCAAAGUAAGACCCAGGGUGAACGCCCACUGCAUUUCCUCACUUUAGGGCUGGGUGAUGUUAGCCAAAAAAAGAAGGAUGAGUAGAU